AUGGGUGAGUCUGAUCUGUCUCUACGACAACAGGACAUAAACAAAUGGGGUAUCACUGUCCCAGUUGAAACCAGUCAGUUGCCAGUUACAACAGUGCCAAGUCCAGAACUGCCCACCAAAUCCAGGAAAUCAAGGUCCCACAGUUCUAGGCCCGCCAAGAAGACUGGGAGUCCAAAAAAACCCCAAAAGAGGUCCUCUAGUGCCAAAUCCACCAAGACAGAGGUGGACAUCCUCAGCCCAGCAGCCAUGGAGAACGUCUACUACAUUUCUCACAAUGCAGUGGAUUGUCUGGAGUUCAGAGGCUUUGGCUGGCCAAAUUCAAAUAAAAAGAAGAAAAAGAAGAAGGGAACAAAACGGAAGAAGAAAAAGUAA
Messenger RNA from Perca flavescens (yellow perch), 372 nucleotides. It is a transcript of the gene smkr1, whose product is annotated as small lysine rich protein 1. NCBI's taxonomy places the organism in Eukaryota, Metazoa, Chordata, Actinopteri, Perciformes, Percidae. The coding region runs from base 1 to 372 and encodes 123 amino acids. The transcript is spliced from 2 exons. The record is from RefSeq and is a predicted model, not a curated record.